Messenger RNA from Zophobas morio, 1152 nucleotides. Its product is annotated as odorant receptor 85c-like. The coding region runs from base 1 to 1152 and encodes 383 amino acids. The record is from RefSeq and is a predicted model, not a curated record. Gene Ontology annotation, molecular function: olfactory receptor activity; odorant binding. The transcript is spliced from 6 exons. Gene Ontology annotation, biological process: sensory perception of smell; detection of chemical stimulus involved in sensory perception of smell. NCBI's taxonomy places the organism in Eukaryota, Metazoa, Arthropoda, Insecta, Coleoptera, Tenebrionidae. Gene Ontology annotation, cellular component: plasma membrane.
AUGGAUUUUAGAGUACAAGAGUACGACCUCAGAAAAACUUUCACAAUAGAAAAAAAACUCCUACUUUUAAUCGGAGUUUACCCAUCUUCACGAAAAAUCGCACACUUUUCAGGAACUUUCCUAAACCUUUUUGUUUCUGUAACCCAAAUCAUUUCCAUGACGGUGCAGCUGAUAAUCGACGGCACGGACAAAAACCUUUCAAAAGUUUCAGAAUCGCUUCAGUACUUCACAACUCUCGCCACCUUCAUGUGCAAAUUUAUUAAUUUCGUGUGGUACAAGAAAGUUCUGCUGGAAAUCGAAGACGCUUUAACCUUGUCAGUGCUUUACGACCACUCGAACCACUGUUUCGAUUUACUACAACAAAAAAUAUCCACGUGCCGGAUUGUUGGUAAGGUUUUUCGAAUUAUGGUUAUAGGAGCUGUGAGUUUGUACGGUUUGACGCCGUAUCUGGACCCUGAAAAACACAAAACUUUGCCCAUUCCUGGAUGGUUUCCUUAUAACGUAAACGAUUAUUAUUAUCUGACUUUUGCGUAUCAGAUGGUGGGUGUGGUUAACACUGCUUACACUAAUUCUACUAUUGAUAUUUUGACUUGGUUGUUGAUAAGUGUGGCCUCAGGGCAGUUUGAAAUUUUGAAAGAAAACUUGAGAAGAAUCGAUUAUGGUAACGAAAAUGUGCAAGAAACGAAUCACAGUUUCGAAAAAUGUGUAAAUCAUCAUAAGGAAAUUGUCAGAUUGGUUUACAAAAUCGAGCAAAUGUUUUCUAAGGGAAUAUUUUUACAAUUUUUUAAUAGUGUGAUAGCUAUUUGUUUCACCGGUUUUAUGAUGAUUAUUGUACCUCCAUUUAGUUUGCAGUUUUGUUUUCUGGUGAUGUAUUUUUUGUGUGUUAUGUUGCAAAUAGCGAUGUAUUGUUGGUACGGUCAUGAUGUUAUGACAACAAGUAGCACAAUUGGAGAAUCUUUCUAUAUGUCGAACUGGUACAAGUCUGAUUUGGCAAUUCGUAGAAACGUGACAAUUUUCUUAGAAAAAACGAAGAAACCGGUUUGUUUGACAGCGGGAGGAUUUGUCACUCUGUCUUUGACAACAUUAACUGGCAUUUUGAGAUCGUCCUAUUCUUAUUUUGCUGUUCUUCAACAUAUAUAUGCAAAAUCGUAA